This is a messenger RNA of Arctia plantaginis, 783 nucleotides long. The record is from the annotation of a GenBank genome assembly. NCBI's taxonomy places the organism in Eukaryota, Metazoa, Arthropoda, Insecta, Lepidoptera, Erebidae.
AUGAAAUUUAUUGCGCCGAUGCCAAAAGUGACACUCAGUACUCACAGUGACAGAUCCGACUUUCAGUUCAUAGACAACUAUAUCAUUGAAGAGAAACUACCCAUAGUAGAAAUACUUGGAGAAAUUAGACCCUGGAGGGCGAUGGCGACAAGCAGGACCGGUGCUGCUCAACGGCCGAACGGCGCUCCUCAAACGAAAGUAUGCCAGUUCAAGCUAGUGCUUCUAGGCGAGUCGGCGGUAGGGAAAUCCUCGCUGGUGCUUCGAUUCGUCAAGGGCCAGUUCCACGAGUACCAGGAGAGCACGAUCGGCGCAGCGUUCCUUACGCAGACCGUAUGUCUCGAUGACACUACUGUUAAGUUCGAGAUUUGGGACACGGCGGGGCAGGAGAGGUAUCACAGCUUAGCACCGAUGUACUACAGGGGUGCGCAAGCAGCGAUCGUCGUAUAUGAUAUUACUAAUCAGGACACAUUCGGGCGCGCCAAGAACUGGGUCAAAGAACUGCAGCGGCAAGCGUCUCCAUCCAUAGUGAUAGCCCUGGCGGGCAACAAGAGUGACUUGGCCGCUAAACGCAUGGUGGAGUUCGAAGAGGCGCAGGCGUACGCGGACGAGAACGGCCUGUUGUUUAUGGAAACCAGCGCCAAGACAGCCAUGAACGUUAAUGAUAUAUUCUUAGCUAUCGCGAACAAGUUACCAAAGAGCGAGGGUGUGGGCGGCGGGCCAGCGGCGGGCGCGCGGCGGCUGGGAGACGCCGAACAGCAGCGGUCCUCCUCCUGCUGCAAGUGA